CGAUGAGCAGACUCCGAUGACGGUCAGUUACCAGUAUGAGGUGGCCUCCUCCACCAGCGGGGGCUUCACCCGCCUCCUCUUCAUGUGGCGGGGCAGCCUCUACAAGCUCAUCUACCGAGAGCUCAUCCUCUUCCUCGUCGCUUUCGGCAUCCUCAGCGCCCUCUACAGGAACGCCUUCACUCUCGAGCAGAAGCGACUGUUCGAAAAAGUUGUGAUAUAUUGUGAUACCUUCAUCAACCUCAUACCCCUUUCUUUCGUUCUCGGAUUUUAUGUGGCUUACGUGGCAGGUCGAUGGUGGCAGCAGUUUAUGGCCAUCCCUUGGCCGGACAAGGUGAUGCACUCCCUGGCUCUAUAUGUGGGAUCAAACGAUGAGCAGGGACGGAUUUUAAGGAGGACCAUGAUGCGGUAUCUCAACUUGUCUCUUAUUUUGGUGCUACGUUCCAUUAGUUCUGCAGUGAAGCGUCGGUUUCCAACAAUGGAGCAUCUUAUAGAGGCAGGGUUCAUGACAAGAAUCGAGCUUGAGAUGUUUACAGCAGUGCCUAAUUUAGAAUUCAACACUUACUGGAUACCUUGUACGUGGUUUAUAUCACUCCUAAAAGAUGCCAGAAAGGGCAACAAGAUAACUGACCCUCAGGGCCUCAAGUUAAUAAUGCAGGAGUUUAAUGAAUUUCGUUCCAAAUGUGGUCUUCUUUGGAGCUAUGAUUGGAUUUCUAUCCCACUUGUGUAUACUCAAGUUGUAACAUUGGCGACUUAUUCAUUUUUCAUUGCUGCACUUGUUGGAAGGCAGUAUGUUGAAGAAGCAAAAAAGCAACUGCAAAUGGAAAUUGAUAUAUAUCUGCCGGUGUUCACAAUACUGCAGUUUUUUUUCUUCAUGGGUCUCUUAAAAGUAGCGGAGCAGUUGAUAAAUCCUUUUGGUGAUGAUGAUGAAGAUUUUGAAUUGAAUUGGUUGAUUGACAGGCAUACAAAAGUAUCUUACUUGGGAGUGGAUACUUUAAUGGUCAAGACACCACCACUUGUUAAAGAUAAAUACUUUGAUGAACUCAACCUAGUUCUUCCUUAUACAGGUGCAGCUGUUGCGUACAAGAAGAAAACAUAUCGUGGAUCUGUACAUAAUAUGAUGGUUCCUGAGGACCAGCAGUCUAUGUUCUUACCUGAUAUUACAGAAGAGGAAGAGAUGGAGCAGAGAAAUACCCCAAAAACUUCAUUCUCCAAUCUUUUCAGCCAUUCUUCUUCUGGCAGUGGCCCAGCAGGUAUUUGGCGACCAAGUGCUGACAACAUUGAUAUUGAAUGCCUGGCAGAUCCUGAUGAGAUUAAUACUUCCACUCAAGAACAUGGAUCAAAAAUAAAACAUUUCUUUAGAAAGGCCCCAAGAGCUCCCACUCCAAUAGUUCGAGAUAGGCCCUUCAACUUCAACAUUCCUGAAUCACAACAAUGGCACCACUGGUCAUCGAACUCCACUAUAGACAGUUACUGCUCAACUGCCAAUGCAGUAAUAGAUUCUGUAUCAGAAAAACCUGAAAUAGAGGAAAUCAUAACAGAUCAUGAAGAGAUCGAAAAGAUCAGGAGAAAAAAGGAAGUAUUAGGAAAUGAAUCUCCAAUAAUACUCUCCACAGAGCAUCUUAUGAAUAACCUUGGAAUCAGGAGGAUGAGUACCAGCUCAGGUCAGUGGAAAGGAGUCCGGUGGAAACCAGUAUUGUGCGAUUCUCCUAGAGAUUCGUGGAAUGAUGGUUAUUCAAUAAGAAAGAUAGACAAAGCUGUUGAAACAACUCAUCAAAGUUGUUCCAACUGUCAAGUGGAAGAUGAUAAAAGACAAAACACGGAUCCAUUUUUUAAAAAGAUGGAAGAAAUCAGAAGAAGUACUCGAUCCCAGGGUGAUUAUGAAUGUAAUCAAAUCAAGACUAAUUUCACACAACGUAAAAGUUUACCAAAUUUACAUUUGAAAACCAAUUUUGAGAUACCUAACAGUGCUUAUCAUGAGGAAGAUAAAAGCAGAACAGAAAAUCAUCAAGUUUAAGUGCCUAAUACAGAGAUAGACAUGUCAAUGAAGAUUCAAGAAGACUUAAAUAGGAAGUUUAUUUUAAGCCAUGAGAAGAAACAAAUUAGCAAUACUUCUGUAAAUAUAAUCACAAGGGUAGCUAACGAUUCUUUCUUCUUUAUUUGGCUUUGAUGCAGUAUAUCAGUAUUUUUUUUAUUGUAAUUUUUCAAGGUAAAAAUGUAUAGUUGGAUGAAAGCAAUCGUAUGAAUUCUGGUAGAAGAGUGUCAAGUGGUUCAGGCAGGUUACAGGGUACAGUAAAUGGACAUGAAACUUAUAUAUUUUCUAAACCUAGUUUCAAUGUAGUUAUGUAAAGUAUAAAUAAUGGUAACAAUAAACAACAAAAUAAUAACAGAAAAACUUCCAAGGAUUGCUAGUGUUGAUCACACAGUCCCAAUAGUACAUCAUUGUCAGCAGAAGUAGAAAUUGAAUUUAAAUUUAUUAUAUUCUAUUUCUCUUCCGAGAGAAUUAGUUAACAGAGGUAAGGGGUCUUUCAAUAGCAAAUCUCUCAAUAGUUAUCAGAAAAAAGUUUAAAAUUUAUUUCCUGGACUCCAGAAAAAAAAGAAGCAACAUAAUUGUGAUUAUUAGGAACAAAAUCUACAAAUGUUUAAUCAUUCCAUAAGGGUUCUCAAUUGAAAAAUGUUGAACCAAAUGUUUUUUUAAUUAAAGAUAUUUAA
Molecule: messenger RNA, 2709 nt
Organism: Nezara viridula (southern green stink bug)
Lineage: Eukaryota; Metazoa; Arthropoda; Insecta; Hemiptera; Pentatomidae
Source: the annotation of a GenBank genome assembly